Molecule: messenger RNA, 3016 nt
Organism: Sorex araneus (European shrew)
Lineage: Eukaryota; Metazoa; Chordata; Mammalia; Eulipotyphla; Soricidae
Gene: PMFBP1
Product: polyamine modulated factor 1 binding protein 1
Exons: 19
Coding region: 79-2886 (935 amino acids)
Biological process (GO): spermatogenesis
Source: RefSeq, a predicted model, not a curated record
CUGGACAUCAAGAAUCUCCAUGAUGUUUGCAAGAGACAGGGGAAGACCUUGCAGGAGAACGAACUCUGCGGAGAGGUGAUGGCAAACAACAACCAUGAGUUACAGAUGGAGUUUGAGCCUGCGAAACAGUGUCACCUGCAGCAGCUCCAGCGACUGAAGAAAAAGCUGCUGUCCCUUCAGCAAGAGCUGGAGCUGCGCACGAAGGAGCUGCAGACAUCCUACUGCUCCCUGCUGCAGUACCAGUCCGUCCUGCAGCAGCAGACGUCGGACCUGGUUCUUCUUCACCAUCACUGCAAAAUGAAAGAGAACGAGGUGAUCCUGUAUGAAGAGGAGAUGGGGGGUCUGGAGAACACAGGGGAGAAGCUCGUGUUGGCGCAGGAGCAGCUCGCCCUGGCCGGAGACAGGAUCCUCUCCCUAGAAAGGAGCUUAAGUCUCUACAGGGAUAAAUAUCAGAUGUCCCUGAGCAACAUCGAGCUCCUGGAGUGCCAAGUGAAGAUACUGGAGGGGGAGCUCAGCGGAAUGAUCAAUCAGGAGCCCAAGAGCCAGGGCGAUCAUGCCCAGGUGCAGAUCUCCACUCCCCACUGCAUGGUUCAUGAGCAUCAGGAGACCCUGAAACGCCUGUCGGAAGUGUGGCAUAAGGUCUCGGAGCAGGACGAUCUCAUCCAGGAACUCCGGGAUAAACUAGCCUGCAGCAAUGCUUUGGUUUUGGAACGUGAAGAGGCUCUGAUAAAAUUACAAACAGAAUUUGUUUCUUACACAGCAGUUCACAGACAUCCUCCUGAAUCCUCAGAAGAUUAUGAAGACAUCAAGAAGAUCCUGAAGCACCUGCAGGAGCAGAAGGACAGCCAGUGCCUCCACGUGGAGGAGUACCAGAACCUCGUGAAGGACCUGCGCCUGGAGCUGGAAGCCGUGUCGCAGCAGAAGAAAGUCAUCAUGAAGGACGUGAUGAAGCUGGAGCUGGACCUGCACCAGCUGCGGGAGGAGACCGCUGCCCACAUGGAGAGGAAGGACCAGGAGACCACCUGCCUACAACGGCGGCUGCAGGAGCUGCAACUCCAGUUCUCUGAGAGCCAGAAGAUGGGCCUGAAGAAAGACCAGCUCCUCCAAGAGAAAGAUGAAGUGCAACACCAGCUGGAGAAAGAACUGGCCCAGUUUCAGAGCACCCUCAUGAAAAAGGAGAUGGAGCUGGAGGAGAAGAAGCAAGAACUGGAGAAAGCCAAGUGCAAGGCGGCCGAGUGCGAGGCGCUGCGUGCCGAGACCCAGCGGCUGACCGUGUGUCUGGACGAAACCCAGCAGCAGCAGAGACUGGCAGCUCAGCAUUUAGCCACUUGUCAAAGUGAGACCUUGCUGACCAAAGGUGAACUGGAUGAAACCCAGAAAAAAUUGCAAAACUACAUCUUCAUGGAGCAGCAGAAGGAAGACACCAUCCAGGAGCUCCAGAAAGACCUCCGGAAGCUGCAGGAGAAGGUGCUGGUGUCUGAAGAGGAGCUCUCGUGCAACAGGAAACAAAUAAAGGAGCUGUCGUCAGAACUCUGUGAGACUCGGAGAAAUCUGGAAAAAUCAGAUAAGGAAAAGAGACAGCUUGAGAGUACUUUGGCUAAGCAGGACUUAAAACUGAAUGAAGUGCUGGAUCACAUCAAACUAGUUCAGCACCAGAAAAGGGAGCAAGACACCACCCUAAGCAAACUAGAAGAUGAUUUUCAGAAGGCAAGAAAGUCACUGGAAGAGAAACAGGAACAGCUGAAAAAGAGUAAAGAGAAGGAGAAGUUUCUGGAGCUAGAGCUUGAGGCAUUCCAAGAAGAAGGAAAAAAGAAAGAAAAAAUGUUAAAGGACUGUGUGAAAACGGUGGAAGAGGAAAAGGAGGCUCUCAAAGUGCAGAUGACGCAAAUCUCGGCCCAGCUCGAUGCUUCUAUAUGCAAACUGAACAACUCCCAAAAAAUCAACCAAGACCUAACAUUUGAGAUCACCACGUACAAGGAGACCUUCAAGAGCAUGGAGGAGCAGCUGGAAAAGGCCGCGCAGCGGGAGAAACAGAGCAGUCAGAACACCAUCAGCAAGGAGCUCCACGAGGACUUGUGCCGGAAGUCGGCCGCCUGCAAAGAAGAACUGGCACUGACCCUGGAGAAGCUCAACAACGCCACCACGGAGACGAAAAGCCUGCACCGGAGCCUGCUGAUCGCCCACGAGAGGAGGAGCAAGCUGGAGGGCGAAAUCGUCGUCUACGAGGAAAGGAUGAAAAAGGUCAACGUCGAGUUGAAGAAGCUGCAAAGCUUCCACCAGCAGAGCGAGAUAGAGGUGCAGGCCUUCGACAAGAGGCUGGAGGACAUGAGCAACCAAGUGCUUCAGUGGCAGAAGCAGCACCAGGCUGACCUCCAGAUGCUGGCGUGCAAGGAGAAGCAGCUGAAAGCGUUCCAGGAGGAGAUGAUGGCUUUGAAGGAGAGUCUCCUGAUGGACGGCAAGGAGGUUUGCUGCCUGAGGAACAGCAAGGGGACCUGCCGGGUGCACCAAGACAAUGAGCAGAUCAUGUGCAACGUGGAGCAGUGGGCAAAAGAGCAGAAGAUCGAAAACGAGAAGCUGGGAAACAAGCUCCGGGAACAGGUCAAAUAUAUCGCCAAGCUGACCGGGGAGAAGGAUCACCUCCACAACGUGAUGGUCCACCUGCAGCAGGAGAACAAGAAGCUGAAGAGCGAGAUCGAAGAGCGGCGGCUGCGGGCCAUGGUGUACCAGGGCUGCGCCAAGGGCCCGGCUCUGAGCAAGGUGGAGCACUUCCAGGGGGAGCGAGUGCAUGCCAACUUCAACUGCCGGGGGACGUCCCCCGAGGUGAACCAAAGAGUGGAGGUGGGCAGAUUUUGGGGGAUGUCCCACUGCUCAGGCUCCCUGUUCUAGAACCUGCGCCUCGCCCUGAGCCUCAUGUCCUCGCACGCUUUGGAGAGGCCCGCGCGUUCCCAGCCCUCUCUCGUCACCGGGAUCACCUCUGCCAGGCCGAAAUCAAGUUCCCAUCCUAUUUUUUUCAAGC